Molecule: messenger RNA, 1500 nt
Organism: Salvelinus namaycush (lake trout)
Lineage: Eukaryota; Metazoa; Chordata; Actinopteri; Salmoniformes; Salmonidae
Product: synaptic vesicle 2-related protein-like
Exons: 15
Coding region: 1-1500 (499 amino acids)
Biological process (GO): transmembrane transport
Cellular component (GO): membrane
Molecular function (GO): transmembrane transporter activity
Source: RefSeq, a predicted model, not a curated record
AUGGUUCAUAAUAUUAAUGAAGUUAUUCCUGAUACCUUUACAGUGGAGGAUGCAGUGGAGGCCAUUGGCUUUGGAAAGUUUCAGUGGAAGCUUUCUAUCCUUACUGGACUGUCAUGGAUGGCGGACGCCAUGGAGAUGAUGAUCCUGAGCAUCAUAUCCCCUCAGUUGCACUGUGAGUGGAUGCUGCCCAGUUGGAAGGUGGCUAUGCUAACAUCGGUGGUGUUCAUUGGGAUGAUGUUCAGCUCGACUCUAUGGGGAAAUAUAUCUGACAAGUACGGCAGAAAAGUAGGCCUGACGAUGUGUAUGAUGUGGGUCCUAUACUACGGCUUCCUCAGUGCCUUUUCCCCGGCGUAUGGCUGGGUCAUGGUGCUGCGCGGCCUGGUGGGCUUUGGCAUCGGAGGAGCCCCACAGUCGGUGACGUUGUACUCUGAGUUCCUCCCAAGGAAGUCAAGGGCCACCUGCGUUAUGCUGAUUGAGAUAUUCUGGGCCAUAGGCGCUGUGUUUGAGGUCCUUCUGGCCAUCUGGAUCAUGCCUACCAUGGGCUGGCGGUGGCUGCUUGGCCUGUCUACUGCACCCCUGGUGGUCUUUGUUACCUUCUGUUUUUGGCUGCCUGAGAGCCCCCGCUUUGAUGUGCUUUCGGGAAACAUGGAAAAUGCUAUGAAAACGUUAAGACUCAUCGCUGCUGACAAUGGGAAGACCAUGCCUCUUGGGAAGCUUAUUGCCAAUAAACAGGAGGAGCGUGGUAGGAUCCGAGAUCUCUUAACUCCUCAAUAUCGCAGAACCACUCUUCUCCUGUGGUUUAUAUGGUUUGCCAAUGCCUUCUCCUACUAUGGCCUGGUCCUCCUGACCACUGAGCUAUUCCAGGCAGGAGACGCGUGUGGUGUCAUCACCAAAGGUGCAAAGACUGAGCCAAAGUGCAACCUGGAAUGCAAAUACUUGACGUUAGAUGACUACAAAGACCUACUCUGGACCACCUUAGCUGAAUUUCCAGGUCUUUUUUUGACAUUGUUUGUGAUCGAUCGGAUUGGCAGGAAGAAAAGCAUGGCAAUGUGUUUCCUGAUGUUCUCUGUGUGCAUUCUGCCCCUGUACGCUUGUGUUGGAAGGGUAGCUCUGACAGUCUUCAUCUUCAUUGCCAGAGCAUUCAUCACUGGGGGAUUCCAAGUUGCUUAUGUCUACACACCCGAGGUAUAUCCUACAGCCACCAGAGCUCUGGGCAUCGGGACCUGCAGUGGGAUGGCCAGGGGGGGUGCCCUUCUAACUCCCUUUGUGUCACAGGUGCUGCUCAAGAAGUCUGUGUACCUCACACUGUCUGUAUACUGCAUCCUUUGCCUGCUGGCCACAGGAGCGUCCAUGCUGUUGCCCAUUGAGACUACAGGCCUGGGCCUGCAGGAGUCUAGUCGAAUCACAGCCGGUCAGGAGGAGAUGAAAACAGGUCAGAUGUCAAAUGGCUCUGAGGCUUCACCAACGCACACCAGCUAUGGAUCAUCCUAUAACAGCUGA